Molecule: messenger RNA, 1006 nt
Organism: Mytilus trossulus (common blue mussel)
Lineage: Eukaryota; Metazoa; Mollusca; Bivalvia; Mytilida; Mytilidae
Exons: 7
Coding region: 140-1006 (288 amino acids)
Source: RefSeq, a predicted model, not a curated record
UGUUUUCGCGCAAAGUUAUUGAAACAUUUUAAAAGUUGGAAAUACACCAAAAUUAACCUGAACUGAUGUGUGAAGAUGAUAUAAAAUGCUUCAGGUUGCACAACGAUUCUUAACUUGAUAAACAUUGAAGUGACCCAAGAUGUUGACUAACAAAGUACUAAUAGUACUAGCAGUGACUGCUCAAAUCUUGAUAUUUUCAACAGAUACAGAUGCUGCCUGUGAGGUACCACCAGAGCUUCAGGACAAAGAUUGGGAAUACAAAUACACAGAUGUGUCGACCGGAGAAUCCAUGACAAAAACCUUAAGUUUUGGCUCUACAACCAUAGAACAAGGCAUCUCUUUACAUGUUGAGGGAUCAGAACUAAACUCGUGGACAUGCCUAUCUGAUUUAACUAUCUCUGAUACUGAAUCAAUUGCUGUAUUCAAAAGUAACACUUUCGAUAUGUUCCCGGAUUUUGGCAGACGGUUAUAUCUUUGUAUGAGAUUCACAAAAGUUACAGAUAAUCUAUUUUAUUUUCAUCUGAUGUCGGACAAAAAUAGCUUAGUAACACCAAAGGAAAGGGUAUUCAGUCCUCCCUUACCAGAACCGGAUGCAAAUGCUGAUGUAUGUAGUACGUUCUGUUCUUACGGAGAUCCAAAGCCAAUGAUUCGAACUCUUCGCAAACUAGACACCGCUGAUACGUUACCAGUUGAUGCAGAUCUGUGUGAAAAUUGUGGCGAUUCCUGUAUUGCCUCGGAUAAGCUGCCAUCAAUCCAGUCAUCGAUAACGCUAGUUGAUUGUAUAAUUACGGGGAACGAAGUGCCGUUUGCAAAAGUGCCUGCCAUCAGAAGCUACGGGUACAUGGAGUCAAUUACCUACGAUUGUAUAACUGGUUAUGAAAUUCAAUCUGGCAACGUUGUACGUUUUUGUGAUGCUGACGGAACAUGGAGUGGAGAAACACCGGUUUGUGAAAAUGUAAAAAUAAUCGUCAAUGAGACAAAUAACAGAACGAACAUGGAUGCAUGA